UGAGAUCAAUACCUUACGUGAAAUCCAAAGGGACCAAGAUCGUAAAAUUAUGCAGUUGGAAGAUACUGUGAAUUUGUUACAGGAUCAAGAACUUAAGUUCGUAGACUUUGAAAAUAGUUUGAAUAUAUUGCGGAGUUUAUAUAACUCCUUAGUUGAUCAGAUCAACAGCUUGCAAGUUUUAAGUCGCCAGUCAUUGAUGAUUCAAGAGCAGGUUGAUUGGGUAGAAAGGAAUGUAUCGGAAUCUUCAUUUGCCGCACAACAAAAAACAGCUAAAAAAGCUCCUGCGAGUAAUGAG
This is a messenger RNA of Dentiscutata erythropus, 295 nucleotides long. The record is from the annotation of a GenBank genome assembly. Lineage: Eukaryota; Fungi; Glomeromycota; Glomeromycetes; Diversisporales; Gigasporaceae.